AUGGGUGUCCUACAGAAGAAGGUGGGCUACCUUCUUCCACCAGCAGAUAUGAUGCCCAACUUUGCUUUGAAAUCUCAAGGAGCAAAGCUCGUAUCCUGGAUGCCAUCAGGCACACAUCCUGGCCAAAUCCAAAGAUGCAAUAGGUUUGGGUUUACAAUAGAACGGCCAUCUAUCCACCCGGACAUUGUCAUUGAGGGGAGGACUCGCCUACAACCAGGAGAGUGCUGGGCAUUUGAAGGUUCCCAGGGACAUCUCGUCAUCGCCCUGCCCUACAGAGUUGUAAUCGGUCACGUUACUUUGGGUCAUCCGCCAAAAAUGUUGUCCCCAACUGGUAACAUCGACAGUGCUCCCAAGGAGUUUUCUAUCUAUGGAAUGAGGGAGCCCAAACAGGAGUGGACUCACCUGGGGACUUUUCACUAUGAAGAGGAUGGAGAGCCGCUUCAGACUUUUGAGCUACCG
Messenger RNA from Poecilia latipinna (sailfin molly), 459 nucleotides. RefSeq names its product SUN domain-containing protein 3-like. The annotation marks the transcript as partial. Gene Ontology annotation, cellular component: meiotic nuclear membrane microtubule tethering complex; nuclear envelope. Lineage: Eukaryota; Metazoa; Chordata; Actinopteri; Cyprinodontiformes; Poeciliidae. The record is from RefSeq and is a predicted model, not a curated record. The transcript is spliced from 4 exons. Gene Ontology annotation, molecular function: protein-membrane adaptor activity.